AUGGUAGAAUUGAAAAGAAGCAAUCAAGCAUCUAUCAGUAUUAAAGAUGUGAAAGCAAUGGCAUCUUCGAUUCGAGGAAAACUUUGCCAUAAGUCUCCAACACCAUCUAAGUGCUCUAUAUUCAAAGUACCUGAUAGACUACGUAGGCAUAAUGAAAAGGCUUUCGAGCCUGAAAUAGUUUCAAUUGGUCCAUUUCACCAUGGGAAGGAGAAGCUACAAGAAAUGGAAAAAAUUAAGUUAUGGUAUUUGCAUUGUCUCCUCAAUCGAGCACCAACUAGGGAAACUGUUUUGGAGUGCUUUAUAGAAGCAAUCGGAAGUAUUGUGCAAGAAUGUCGAGGAUGUUAUGCAGGAGACAUUGCUUAUGUUGAAACAGAGUUUAUAGAAAUGAUGGUAGUUGAUGGUUGCUUUAUCAUUGAAUUCUUCCGCAAAGUUUCAAAGGAGGUGCAACGAGACGAGGAAGAUCCCGUAUUCAAUACAUCAUUGAUGACUUGGCAAAUAAUAAAGGACUUGUUGAUGCUUGAGAAUCAGCUUCCUUGGCGUGUGCUCGACUGCUUAUUCAACCUCACCAAAUUAAAUGUUCAACAUAGGUCCCUACCUAAUCUUAUUGUUUCGUCUAUUUUUGCAUAUGAAUGGUCUCCUCGCGAUAACCUCAAACAUAUUCUUGACUGCCUACGAUACUUCUUAAUUGAAACGUGUGAUAGAACUUGUGAGACUACAAGAAUGUCAUAUACUGAGCAGAUUCCGUCUGUGACAGAACUUGUGCAAGCUGGAGUUAAAUUCAAAGUUGGAGACAGAAAAAAUCAGCUCAAUGUAACUUUUAGAAAUGGAGUGAUGACAAUCCCACAGAAGUCUAUUUUUGCCGAAACAGAACCUUUUUACAGAAACCUCAUCGCAUUUGAACAGUGUGAUCCAAGUAGGGACUUUAAAAUCACCUCUUACGCUAAGUUCUGGGAUGACCUUAUUAAUACUGGUCAAGAUGUAGAUUUUCUCAAACACCAAAAAAUUCUAAAAGUCUAUUUGAGCACUGAGGAUGUAACAAGUAUUUUCAACAGGCUUUAUAGUGAUGCUGACGUCGGUUCUUUCCUUUAUUCAGACCUCUAUCGUGAAGUGAAUGCAUAUUUCAGGCGCCCUUGGAACAGAUGGCGAGCAACUUUGAAACAUGAUUAUUUUAAGAAUCCAUGGACGAGCUUGUCCGUCACAGCUACAAUUGUAAUUUUAGUUUUUACCUUUUUACCAACCAUUUAUUCUAUCCUCUCUUACUAUCGACGCACCACAUAG
Corylus avellana is the source of this 1278-nucleotide messenger RNA. RefSeq names its product UPF0481 protein At3g47200-like. NCBI's taxonomy places the organism in Eukaryota, Viridiplantae, Streptophyta, Magnoliopsida, Fagales, Betulaceae. The record is from RefSeq and is a predicted model, not a curated record.